Messenger RNA from Felis catus (domestic cat), 2484 nucleotides. RefSeq lists its product as uncharacterized. The coding region runs from base 1 to 1575 and encodes 524 amino acids. The record is from RefSeq and is a predicted model, not a curated record. The transcript is spliced from 7 exons. Lineage: Eukaryota; Metazoa; Chordata; Mammalia; Carnivora; Felidae.
AUGUCUUCAACUUUUAUGCGUCAGACCAGCAAGAGGCGGAGUUUCCAUCCUCAGGCAGCCAGAACCCGGUGCAAUGUAGCGUGUGAGUCAACUGGCGACAGCCCUCCGGUUCUUGUGCACUGCGGAAUCCCAUCAUCAGAGGCCAUAAGGAAACGAGACUGGCUCGUGUGGCAAGACGGGCUUCAAUCCCAAGACCGGGAGGUGGAGAGUGUGGCCCACCGUGCAGUGGCGGCCGUGCCCUCAGAACGCUCCCCAUUCAAAGAAAUACUGGCUGGACCAUGCGCCAAGCGCUGCUAUCCCGCCCAGAGCUCAGGGUCGCUAAACCCGCCUCCGAGGUCGGGCCAGGCCCGCAGACCGGAUUUCAGACGCUCUGCUAGAGCCUGGCCCAAGGAAGAGCCGAGCGCCUUCCAGAGACAAGGGACUGUCGGUCCACGCCGCCCUUUUGCGCCAGGGACUAGAGUGGCUUUGAGCCGCGGACCCGCUCGGGGACAGAAGCGGCAGGGCGCCUGGAGGGCAGAGCGAAGCCCCGCGCUCCCGACACCCCGGCAAGGCAAGGCCGGCGACCCACCGCAGCGUCCCCGCUCCACUUGCACACAUCAGAAAGCAGCCUGGACCACUGGGGCGGGGGCCGAGCUCCCGGGGCGGGGCCUCGCGGCACCCAAACAAGCCCCACGUGGCAGGGGCGGGGCCGCCGCGGGGACGUCACGGCGCGCGCGUGCGCGUGUGCCGGCACGCGCGGGCGUACCCUUGCCGGGGGCCGUAAAGCGCGGAAGGUCGCGGUCUCCCGCUUCCCCGGAACUUUUUACUCCCUCCGCCCCGCCCCCUUCCCAUUCCCAGUGCCCCGUUUCUGGCGGCGGGACCCCCGGCAACUGUUGUGGCUGCUGUCCCGCUGCCGCCGGGGUGCUGCUGACGGCGGAGCCCGCGGCGGCUCGUGAGUUUGAAUUGGGGAGAAUCUCCUCUUUGGCCGAGUGGGAGCACAUCUCCGAGCUGCUGACUGGCAGACGUGAUGUUUUCCCGGUUGCUGUCGGUGGCCCGGAGACAAAGGACCGGCCGAGGAUGGCAGAACUGGUCGUCGGGGAGAAGCGGUGCGCCAGCUGCCGAGGCGCAUUCUGUCGCCCUGCCUGCCCAGGCACACGUGGUCAUCUGUGGCGGUGGAAUCAUGGGCACAUCCGUGGCCUAUCACCUCUCCAAGAUGGGCUGGAAGGAUAUUGUCCUUUUGGAGCAGGGCAGGCUGGCCGCUGGCUCUACGAGGUUCUGUGCCGGCAUCCUGAGCACCGCCAGGCACUUGACCAUCGAGCAGAAGAUGGCAGACUAUUCCAACAAACUCUACCAGCAGUUAGAGCAAGAAACAGGGAUCCAAACAGAGCCCCUGCUGAGUUCCCUCCUGCGUCGGAUGCCAGAACUGGAGACUCUGGAGAUCGUGAAGUUGGUCACCUGCCUCGAGACCUGCACCCCAGACAUGAGGUGCAUCAUGGGCGAGUCUCCUGCAGUGCAGGGCUACUAUGUCCUAGUGGGAGUGAACUCUGCUGGCCUGUCGUUUGGAGGAGGGGCUUGAAGGUUGUCAGAGGAUGGUGAAGACUCAGAUGCCAGCACGUGCGUUCAUCAGGCAGAGGAUAAGAAGAGCCAGAAAUCAAGGUGGUGGGUUCUCGCUUCAGUGAAGCAAAACCGCUUUUAGAAAACUGUCAUUCCUGCCACUUCCAUGGUGGGGAGGCGGGGUUAACGUUUCAAAUGCAUUCAGAGGCAGGGUAAGGGAGAAAGGUGGAGUUACUUUCCACUUUUAGAACGGAAAGAGGUAAAACUGUUGGUGUGUUUAAGAAGGUAGAAUCCAGGGACAGCAUGUCUCCUGGUGAGAGUCCAAGUAGCAGGACUCUCCUCCUGCAGAAACGGGAUAACUAAGGUUACUCACUGAGCUUAACGGUCUCUGGGCCCCUGUUCUGAACAGCAUCUCUUGUAUUUGGGGGUACAGGGCCCCCCAGCCGGGCACAGGACAUCAGGUAGGCUAUCCAAGCAGGUAGAUCUUGUCCCUUUUUGCUCUGUGUUCGUCUGAGGCUGGCACGCUUUCUGUUUCCAGAUAAAACAAGAUUGUCCAGUUGAAUAUGUGGACAAGACAGAAGAACACAGAGCCCCUCCCUCAAGAGACCAUAAGAAGUGAUGAAGGAUCAUUUCACAGAGAAAAAAGUACCAGCCAUCUGAAACCCAAGUCCCGCCACGCAUUCACAAAGCAUCCAGAUCCUUUGAAUCUCUAGGGACAGAGGAGCAGACACACAAGGCAAACCCAUGAUGGGAACGACAGAUUGCAGGAUGUUCUGUCAGGUAUGCUGAAGUCAGGAACGAGUCACCCACUUCAGGGUUAGGACCAAAGAGAGACAAGUGCCAGAUUCACAUUGUUAACCAAGAAAGAUUUCCAGGGUGAAUUUUAAAGUGCCAAAAGCUGAGUGUGUGUGUCAGGGCACUCAAUAAAUACAUCUUGCCCGAGUCUUAAAA